GUUCAAUCGAUGGUCCUCCACCUCUACGAGUUACUCAUAACAAACCGGACUCAAAAACUCAAAAGAAAGGACCCCUUCCAACCCAGCGAGGACGUCGCCAAACGCCUAAACUCCAAACACGCACAGACAAAUGCCGAAGAAUGGGGACGCCGGCCAGCGGAGCGGCUCUGGCUCGGGGUCCGGAAAUGGGGCAACCAGCGAUGGCUGCAUUUAUCCGGACGACGUCAUUAUGGGCGUGGGUGUUGCAUUCAACGUGCGGUACACGGGAUGUGUGGAGGUCAAGACCUCUAUGAAAUCUCUGGACUUUGAGACGCGUACCCAACUGGCGAGGGAGUGCAUAAAUCGGGUGUGCGAGGCUGCUGGACUGAAGUCUGCAGGCAAACGGAGACUGUGCAGCUUCAUUUCCGAUCGUCCCAGUAUGCAACAUGCUGGAACAAACAUAACUAUAAACGUUUCAAGUCGGGCUUUAACGCUGAGCAAUGUGGAAUCGGGCGAGGUUAUAGCUAAUCAUAAUAUGCCGCGCAUAUCAUUUGCCUCCGGCGGCGAUAACGACACCUUAGACUUCUUGGCCUACAUAGCGAAGAACGAGGAUGAGUGGCGUGCCUGUUAUGUACUGGAAUGUGCUGGCGGACAAAGCGAAGAUCUGAUCGUCACCAUUGGCAAGGCCUUUGCCUUGAGAUUUAACGCACUGAGUAGGUUGAACGACCCAUCGGCGGACUGUAACAUCAAUCAGAGCUGUAAGGAGAAUGUGAAGGAGUACUACAAUGACUUGCCCAACAAGCUGCCGCCGGAUUUGCCUGAUCAGCAGCAGCAGAUCCCCCUCCAACCGCACGCACCCCGAGUGGCUCAGCUUAAUCUGAAAAAGCCGCGCGAUCGCCUGAGUAGCAACCUCAUCGACCUCAACUCCCCGCCUCCCGAUCAGACUACAAACAAAUUAGCCCUAGGACACUUCGAUCCAUUACAGGCCACCCCUUCCUCUGCUGGACCCAUUCGCGACGUCUUCGAUGGUCCACAGUGCCCUUUAACUGCCGAAAUAUGGUUCCAUGCUGCCAUAUCCCGACCUAUAGCUGAGCGUCUGCUGCAUCAGGAUGGGGACUUCCUGGUGCGCGAGUCUCAAGGGAAACGUGGCCAGUACGUACUGACUGGUUUGGAAGGCAAGACGCCUAAGCAUCUACUUUUAAUCGAUCCCGAAGGCGUGGUUCGCACCAAAGAUCGCAUUUUCGAAAGCAUCAGCCACUUGAUAAACUACCAUUGGGUCCACGCCCUGCCCAUCAUAUCUGAGGAUUCGGAGCUGGUUCUGCGAAAUCCGGUGCGCAGGCCCACCCAAGAACAAGCUGCGCCCCUGGCCUCAGCAGCAUCUUCCUGAGUCGAUACCGAAGGGCACAAUCACAACUUCAUAUACAUAAUAUAUAUAUAUAUUGUAUCUGUGUACACGCUUAGACUUACAUAUUGUGCACUCGUAGAGAAUAUCUUUUAUAUAUCGUCUGUAUAGAAACGAAUACAAAACCCAUUUAUUUAUGGAUCGAAUAUACACCCAUUUACAUAUAUGUACGUGCAUGUCUACAGUAUUUUCCACUCGAAUGCGAAUAAAGAAACGGAAACCUA
This is a messenger RNA of Drosophila ananassae, 1605 nucleotides long. It is a transcript of the gene Shc, whose product is annotated as SHC-transforming protein 2. NCBI's taxonomy places the organism in Eukaryota, Metazoa, Arthropoda, Insecta, Diptera, Drosophilidae. Gene Ontology annotation, biological process: intracellular signal transduction; cell surface receptor protein tyrosine kinase signaling pathway. Gene Ontology annotation, molecular function: receptor tyrosine kinase binding. The record is from RefSeq and is a predicted model, not a curated record. The transcript has 3 exons. The coding region runs from base 131 to 1366 and encodes 411 amino acids. Gene Ontology annotation, cellular component: plasma membrane.